AUGAGUUUAUUAAACUUCAAUCCUGCUGUGAGGAGUGAAAUAACUACUCCUCGGUCAAAAAAAGUAUUGGCUACUCUGGGUUUGGUUGUUCAAGAUCUCUACUAUCCUACAAGAGAAGAGAUCCUACAAUAGGGAGUCUAAUUUGAAGAUGUAGACUAUUACGUAGAAGCCAAAUUGUAGCAUAUGAGUGAAAGAGUGGAUCGAUUUUUAGAUCUAGUCAGAUAAGAAUACAAUAAUAAUUCUGAAGAACAUGAACGAAAUUCUCAAUCUAGUCAAUUGUAAUUGAGUCAGUCUUUUAUGUAAAAGUAAGAACAGAUACUUAGAACGUUGCAAAACAAAUAGAAAAUCGAAAUUGAAAGAGAAAUAUAAACUGAAAUGAAGAUCGAAGAAAUGAAAAGGAAGAAUCAAUUUAAGGAAAAACGCAUAGAAGAGUUAAGAAAAAUGUAGGAGGAAGAGUUUCAUCAAAGAAUGCAAGAGAAGGAGGCGAAACUCAAAUUGAGAGAACAGAAACUCAAAUAGUCUAAAUUACAAGCAGAUAUGCAAAAUGAAACUAUCAUGCGUAAGUUCUAAGAGGAGGAACUUAAGAUCCAAUAAAAACAAGCUAAAUAUGCCUUGUUAAAACAAAUGGAGAGGGAGGAAAGGGAAAGAGUUAUUAUGGAAAAAAUGAAUAGGAGAGCCCAAAGAAUGGCAGAACAAGAAUAAUAAGUGCAGCAUGAAAACUAGAUUAGAUAAUAGGAAUACAAUAAGAAAUUGUAAAAUAUGGAACAAAUGCUGUUUGAGAAGUAGUAGUACAUAAAAUAAUAAAAUUAAUUAAAAGAGGAAAGAGCUAGAGAAAAAUAUUAGAAUGCUACAGCUUUAAAAUAAUUAGAGACCUAUUAAAUUGAACAACGAAUCCAUUCCAAAGAAAAGGAUAUCCAAAUGAGAAGUACGAUGCAAGAAUUCAACAGACAAUAAUUGCUAUAGCAAAAGAGAAAUCAGGAAUAGCAAAAACAAUAUAUGAUGGAAUAAAAGAAAUUCACAAUUAGUCAAGAAUAAAAUAAAAGAAAUCAAGAGUAUUUUAGUUAGGAGAAGGAGAGGGAGUUGAAGAAAUCAAUGUUGGAUGAGCAAAGGAAAUAGAAGAGAGAAGAGUGUAGUCUCGUUUUACAAUCCCAUAUGGAGGAAGUUUAAAUGAAAUAAAGAUACCUAGAUAAAUAAACUGAAUUGGAGAACCAAAGAAUUAUGGCUUAAAAAUAAUAAUAAUUUUUAAAUGCUGAAGAAUUGAGAUAACGAAACAUCUAAAAUAUGAAGAGGAAAUAUGUUUAAGAAUUACUAAAAUUGGAAGAUGCCUCAUAGAAUUAUUAAAUUCAAAAGAGAAAAGAAUAAUACAAAAAUGCCACUUUAUUAGAAAGAUUCGAAGAAACCGAUAGAAGAUUAAAAUAACAAUAGAGUGAAUAUUAAAAAUUACAGGAUACUAAAAAAUAGAUGGAAAUUCAAAUCCAAAAUGAAAAGUUGAGAAUUUUAGCAGAAUUUGAUAAAAAGAAAAAGCAAUUAGGUGAAGAAAGAAGUAGUCAGCAGGUUAGCUAAAUAGUAAAGCCAAAUCCAACCGAAAGAAUAUUAAUCAACAAACCUAUUAAAACUAAAAGUGCAACCAGUUUUCAUUUACCUCCAGCUAAAGAAUAAAAAGAUCAAAAAUUGAAUUCAGAAAUUAGAUCUACCAAUAACAAAAGUAAAAGAACUUUAGAAGAAAAAUCUAUGUCUACUACCUCUUAAAAGAAAAGACACUACUUUAUUUCUGAAGAUACUAUGAAGGCUGUCUCUUUAUAUGCAAAUGGAGAAAUCCUAAAACAAUUUUAGAUUGAAAUACGUCCAAAUAAAAAGAAGAGAUGA
Messenger RNA from Paramecium tetraurelia, 1866 nucleotides. RefSeq lists its product as uncharacterized. The transcript has 6 exons. The record is from RefSeq and is a predicted model, not a curated record. NCBI's taxonomy places the organism in Eukaryota, Ciliophora, Oligohymenophorea, Peniculida, Parameciidae.